AUUGGACUGACUUUGAUUCAUGAUUUGUAAUACCUAGUUAACCUCAACAUCAUACUUUGAGAACAAUUGAAAAGUUAAAUAAUGCGAUUUACGAGUCGUUUGCAUGCCCAACAUUUGGGAUGGUCAUUUAAAAAACAUUGGCAAACACAAGGCAAACGGAUUCCAAAUGAUACUGGUGCUGCCAGCGAGUUAGAAAAAAAAGAAAUUUUGAUCAAAAAUACAGGGGAUGCUACAGCUCACGAUAAAUUCAAAACAAACAUUGGGUCACUCACGCACCACCAGUGGCAUGACAAAUUUUGUUACAUAUAUUGCAAAGAAACCGUUUUAUUGGAGGGUUUGCCGCAAGCUCAGUUACUAACGAAUACAGUUAAAAUUAAAGGACUUCCAAAGUCGUUAUACGAGUUGAUUAUUAACCUAAAGAUUCCAAGCAGUGUUGAACGAAAUGCUGAAUUAGCAGUUACGAAAUCAAAUGUGUAUGAUGCUGAACAGUCUUCAUUGCCAAGAACUCGAAACGUGGAUCGCCCGGCUUAUAAAUAUCCCAGAGUAUAUGGAGCAUCACAACUGCGGAGUAAAAGUGAUAGACUUGGUAGCAGAGGAGGUGGUGUUGUUUUGCGUGUUGUAAAUGAUAUGAGUCAUAAACUUGUGUGUAAAGGAAGCUCUUAUGGAGAUGUUGAAUAUGUUUUUGUGAGGUUGUUGUUAAUAACAGUUGUUUAUUUGCCUCAUGGUGAUAUUUUGGCUUUGGAAGAUGAAAUUUCUGACCUAGAGGUAAGGUAUUCCAAUGUCAUCAUUAUGUGGGACGUUAAUAAUAAUAUGUUUGAUUUAAACCGAAGUGUAUUGGUACGUGAUGUUUGUAGUCGUUUGAAUUUAUCUGCUGUUCAUAAUUCAAUGCCAACACAUAAUGACGUUGCGCAUAAUUCAACUUCUUUGUUAAAUUAUUAUUUUUGUCGUAUUUGAGUUUGUUAGCAUAUUCAGAUCUGACUCACUGGUCAAUAUACUAAAUUGUGGUGUUCAAUGUUUAAUAACAGUGAUUGGUUUAAGACUUUCGUUAUCAUGUUUUCCUUAGAGAUUCUGCAUAUAAGGCGUAUUUUCAAAAUAGGACUUUAGAUAAUUGGAUGAAUUUUCUAAAAUUGUUGAAUAUGAGAAAUAUGAAGUUGAAUAGUGCGUUCACUAUUGCACCCGAGUUAAAAUGGAUUUAGAUGUAAUCGUAGCACAACAUCUCUUCUGGUUGUGUCAGUGCUGGUGAUUGUUGUGUUUUAUUAUCACUUGAUUUGGGAAAAGUCGUUUGACAGGAUUAAUCGCGCCAAUUUAAUUACUAAGCUGCACAUUUUCUUAAAUUUUUCGUCCUCGGCUUGUAAGUUAAUGUUUUCUUACUUGUUCGGGAGAAAACAGUAUGUCUGCUGUAAAAAUGUUGUUUCCAGUCUUCUUCCAGUCAGUAGUGGUGUGUCACAGAGAUCUGUUCUUGGCCGUCUAUUGUUCGUCAUGUAUGUUAAUGAUUCGUUUGCAUUUGCUGAUGACAUUCAAAUUUUGUUUAAAUCAAUUGAUUUUAAUGUUAAUAAGUUGGUAACUUGGUUGUCCUGUAACAGUCUCUCAAUAAAUACUAAUACUAAUCUAAA
This is a messenger RNA of Musca domestica (house fly), 1613 nucleotides long. It is a transcript of the gene mRpL37, whose product is annotated as large ribosomal subunit protein mL37. Gene Ontology annotation, molecular function: structural constituent of ribosome. Gene Ontology annotation, biological process: translation. The record is from RefSeq and is a predicted model, not a curated record. Gene Ontology annotation, cellular component: mitochondrion; ribosome. The coding region runs from base 82 to 954 and encodes 290 amino acids. Lineage: Eukaryota; Metazoa; Arthropoda; Insecta; Diptera; Muscidae. The transcript has 3 exons.